Cladophialophora immunda is the source of this 1096-nucleotide messenger RNA. RefSeq lists its product as uncharacterized. Bases 34 to 960 code for a protein of 308 amino acids. NCBI's taxonomy places the organism in Eukaryota, Fungi, Ascomycota, Eurotiomycetes, Chaetothyriales, Herpotrichiellaceae. Gene Ontology annotation, cellular component: nucleus; cytoplasm. The record is from RefSeq and is a predicted model, not a curated record. The transcript has a single exon.
GCCUCUUCAUUCCCUUGGCCACGCGAUCGUCUUAUGAAUAGCCUUCAACUCAACCAGAAAACCUCAACAAUUUUCACAACACUGUCUAGAGUUAACUUUCCAAGAUCCCUGAAGCCACAGACAGCGAGGUACUUGCACGUUAUGCCAUCCGCAAAAGAGCCGAGCAGUAGCAUCAAGGUAUUGAUGCUCCACGGUUAUACUCAAAAUGGGAAUCUAUUCCACGCAAAAACAAGAGCAAUGGAAAAGCACCUGCAGAAAGUAUUUCCAGGCAUUUCGUUAAGCUACCCAACGGGCCCUCUGCAACUCAAGCCAAGCGACGUUCCGGGCUUUGACCUGAGUUCAACUGAAGACCCGGACAGUAUUGAAGCUUAUGGCUGGUGGAGGCGGUCAGAUAUUUCCGAUCCGCCUGAGUACGUCGGUCUCGAGAAAGGGCUGGAGACAAUCGCCAAAGUUCUAGAGUCAGAGGGACCAUUCGAUGGCGUGAUCGGAUUCUCGCAGGGAGCAUGUCUAGCCGCCAUGGUUGCUUCACUACUGGAGGGGGACUCGAGAAAACAAGCGUUUGAAAAGGCACGAGCAAGAUCCCCUCUGGCGAUCCCGUAUCCGGCAUCCUUUGAGAGACUCAGUCACCCGCCGCUCAAAUUUUGUGCCGCAUACUGUGGCUUUCGGGCCCCUGGCGAGAGAUAUCGUGGAUUCUACGAGGACCCCCAUAUUCAGACCCCAGUAUGUCACGUCAUUGGGAGUCUUGACAGCGUGGUCGAAGAGUCGAGAACACAAGCAUUAGUCGAUGCGACUGGCGGCGCAGAGAAGACCCAGGUCGUGACACACCCCGGAGGACACUUUGUGCCGAGCGGGAAGCAAUAUCUGGACAUGAUUGCAGGUUUCAUCAAGCAGAAUAUCUCGUCACGGGGAGAGGCGGGAGGGACAGAGGAGAAGGUGGAAGACAUGGAUGUGCCCUUCUGAAGGCCUUUGGCGCGAUAAUCUCCUUGUCUAGCCUUGCACUUGAUACCCGAUAGAAGCGAUAGAUCGGUCUAGAAGUAGAUACGACGUUGCUAGAGUCCUUUCUCUCUUGUUCAAUGACUCUGGCAGUGAGUCAAAG